This is a messenger RNA of Caenorhabditis remanei, 1137 nucleotides long. RefSeq lists its product as uncharacterized. The record is from RefSeq and is a predicted model, not a curated record. Bases 1 to 1137 code for a protein of 378 amino acids. The transcript has 7 exons. NCBI's taxonomy places the organism in Eukaryota, Metazoa, Nematoda, Chromadorea, Rhabditida, Rhabditidae.
AUGCACCCGGACCAGAAAAAAACGUUCAAAGAGAAAAAUGAGAUUCGCAACAAAUUGUUCAAGUCAACAAAUGCAGAAAGACAGGAUUGGCGGAAAAUGAAAGACGAGAAAAAGCGAAAAAACGAGGAGAAAGUCAUUCGAGAGGCGGAGGAAGCUAAGAAAGCGAAAAUCGAGAAAGUUGAUCACACGCCACCCUUCACGAUUUCCAUCGCCGUGCCCGGACAAUUCCUGAAUAAUGCUCAAUCCAGUGAACUCCGCACUUAUAUGGCCGGACAAAUCGCUCGCGCCGCCACACUUUAUCGAGUCGACGAGAUUAUCAUCUAUGAUGAGUCGUGUCGAAUGACUGAUGAAGCCGUCAAUGCCUACUACAAUGGAACGUGGCAAGGAAACCUGCUCCCAGCUGAAAACAACUACGAAGGAUGCUUCUACCUCGCUAAAAUUCUCGAAUAUCUCGAAUGCCCGCAAUACCUUCGGAAAGAUCUCUUUCCAAUCCAAAAACCACUAAAAUACGCGGGUCUUCUGAAUCCACUCGACGCUCAACAUCAUCUGAAGUAUGAUGAGAAGACAUUCCGAUUCCGUGAGGGUGUCGUGUUGAAGAAACGAUCGAAAGAGGGACGUGGACCGAUUUGUAGUAUUGGAUUGGAUAAAGAGUUCGAGAUUGAUUCGGAUGCUGUCUCUCUGCCACCGUAUACUCGGGUUACUGUAGAGAUUAAGAAUUUGACUGAGCAAUGCAAAUUGUAUCGUGGAAGUAUAACGAAUGGAGCUGCGGUGACGAGAGAAACCGGACAGUAUUGGGGAUAUUCAGUGAGAUUGUUGACUGGAUUGCAGAAGGUUUUGGAAGGAAAGAAGUUCGACAUGGUCGCCGGUGUGUCUCCACGUGGAAAGCUCGCCACUGAGAUGAACGUCUGUAUUCUGAAUAAACCUAAAAUCCUGCUCGUGUUCGGAGGUGUCGCUGGUGUGGACGCCGCUGUGGAAUCAGAAGAACUCGCCGAGUGGCGUCGUGCUGAGGACGCAUUCGAUAUGCUUAUCAGAACUACGUCACUGCCAAAUGGAUCACGCAGUGAGAGAGUCGAAGAGAAUGUUUUGUCAGUGUUGGCACAGGUUCAAUGUCGUUUGGAGACUUUGAAUCAGUUGUGA